This is a messenger RNA of Carcharodon carcharias (great white shark), 7253 nucleotides long. It is a transcript of the gene mtmr14, whose product is annotated as myotubularin related protein 14. The coding region runs from base 227 to 2125 and encodes 632 amino acids. The transcript has 19 exons. Gene Ontology annotation, molecular function: phosphatidylinositol-3-phosphate phosphatase activity. The record is from RefSeq and is a predicted model, not a curated record. Lineage: Eukaryota; Metazoa; Chordata; Chondrichthyes; Lamniformes; Lamnidae. Gene Ontology annotation, biological process: dephosphorylation.
CCCGAGCCUCACCGCCAGUAUACGGCGCGGGGACCGCGCUCGGAGGCCGGGCGCUGGGCCCGUGCUCCCCCGGAAGCGGCUGGCUUGCUGGGCGGUGAGAGCCGCAGGGAAGGUCGGGGCCGGUUCGGCGGCAGCGGCUGGGCCAUGGGCUGCAGCCCCGGUGGUACACUACAGGGAGAGGCCGGUGGAGGCUGUGCGGAUUGGGGAGUGGAGUGAGGCCUGCGAGAUGUGGCAGCAGGCGAACCCGGCUGUGCCUGCGCUGGGCAGCAGGGGCGAGGAGAUCGGCGAGCUGAUCGAGCAUUUCUCCAAACACCAGUACCGAGCCAAGGAGGCCAACCCCAAGGUGGAGAAGAUUGAGAAUCGCUGCCUGGAAUUGUUCAGGAAGGACUACGUUUUCAGUGUGAUUCAGAACCCAAAUGGAGAGCUUUGUGGACAUUACCCCCGCCAGAUCAUCUUUAUGGAGUAUGCAAGCACAGAUGGUGACAAGGACAGGUUUGAGAGCACAGUUCAAACAAGCAAACUGCAGGACUUUGUGAGUCGUAGUAAGAUGGCACGAUGUCGUAGUCGUUUUGUCUGCCCGGUCAUUUUGUACCAAGGAAAGCAUAUUUGUCGGUCGGCAACUCUGGCUGGUUGGGGGGAACUAUAUGGACGCAGUGGAUACAAUUAUUUAUUCUCAGGAGGAUCUGAUGAUGCAGGAGCAGAGUCUGAUGAAGUGCCUGAUGAUUAUGCAGUACGGAAUGGUGAUUCCCAGCUAUUUGAUAAGGUCCGAGGUCAUGACAUAAAGCUGCUGCGCUAUCUUUCUGUUCAUUACAUCUGUGAUCUGAUGGUGGAGAAGAAGAAAGUGAAGUUUGGGUUGAAUGUGACCUCAUCCGAGAAGGUGGACAAAGCCCAGAGAUAUGCAGAUUUUACCUUGUUAUCUAUACCUUACCCAGGCUGCGAAUUUUUUAAGGACUACAAGGAUUGUGAUUACACAGCUGAGGGGCUGGUAUUCAACUGGAACCAGGAUUUUGUUGAUGCGCCGUUGAAUAUCCCCCCUUCUCUGACUGAGAAUCUGAACAUUGACUGGAAGGAUUAUCAGUCCUGGGACCUUGUGCAACAGACACAGAAUUACCUGAAGCUGCUUAUUCAUACAGUAAAUCGAGAUGAAGACAGUGGUUUAUUAGUGCACUGUAUUUCUGGCUGGGAUCGAACUCCACUCUUUAUCUCGCUUCUUCGUCUGUCACUGUGGGCUGAUGGACUUGUUCACACUUGUCUGGAGCCUGUGGAAAUCCUUUAUCUAACCAUUGCUUAUGAUUGGUUCCUUUUUGGGCAUAUGUUGUCCGACAGGCUCAGUAAAGGGGAGGAGAUUUUCUUCUUCUGCUUCAAUUUUUUGAAGCACAUCACCUCGGAAGAGUUCUCUGCGGCAAAGAAGUUCAGAAGGAAGACCACGCAUUCUAAAGAAGCUGAGUUUCCUAUGGAAGAUCUCUGUCUACUAGCACAUACAGACCGAGGAAGUACUACCAGUCUGAGUAGCGAUUUCUCUGUCAUCAUGGAGGAGUCUCCCACUACUACAGGGACUUUCAACUAUGAGGCAGUGGAAAUGACAGCAGGCCCAGCAACACAGGUGGCUUGGAGAAGAGGCCGAACGUCAUCACCACAGACUGUUGCGUGGAAUAAACCUCACUUGCCUAACCAACUAGAAGACCGGUUCUUGCAACCUGGUAUAUCUGAAGCUAGGCCAUCAUUCUACCAAUCAGAAAAUAAUUUUCUGAGAACAGGAAGUAGUAGUCCCUUGGCUGUUCCUGAAAGAAGCUCCACAGAGUAUUCCCAUUCAUCAUCCUCUUCCACGGAUUAUGGCAGCUGGCAGAUCGUGUCUGGCUGUGGCAGUAUUCAUGACCAGGCCGUAGUUACCAAUGACUCACCCCUCCCCUUCAACUUGCAAGAUGAUGGAGCCAAUGGGAGACUCCAUCCACAUACCCCAGAGCGCAAGACUAAGCUGGAGGAAGUCCGAGCCAUAUUCUUGUCUGCAUACAGUGCAACUGUGGGCCUCAGAUCUGUAUCAUCCAGCCCUUCAUCAGCCAUUGGUGGACUUCUGGAGCAGUUUGCACGUGGAGUCGGACUGAGAGGCACAAACAGCAUUGUCUGACACAGCUGACAUUUUUUUUUUAAAAAGUGUGGAUCACUGUGCAGAUUUAACUGUGACAUUGCCAAAGAUGGACUUGUGAAUUUGUUUUUCAACUUGAUGAUCUACUUCAUUUUAUGACCUUAGAUUGUGUUUACUUGUUAUAAAACUUUAUUUUCUGCCCUGAAACUUAUUUCUGGAAGGUGGAGAGACGGUCACCACCCUCCUCCCACCCCACUCCUCCACAGCACCACCCCCCCACCCCCCUUUACAAACAUCCAAAUGCUGGUGAAAGAAUGUGAGAAAACUAGGUUCAGCCUUUGGGUCUGGACUACUUAUUUUUGAAAUACCCUUGUCCUCAUUGCAUCUAUGUUGGAGAACUUUAAAAACAUGUUGUCAUGAAUGAAUAUUAUUUGCCAGCUAAAAGUCCUAUAUUAAGAGGCAUGUGGGUCAAUCAAAAGUCAUGGUGAACAUGUCCGGUGACAUUUUUAACUCAUUCAAAAAUUGUAGCUUUGAAUCUUUUAAAAAAUGUUAGCAUUGUUAACAUACUCUGGUCUAUUGUUAACCUGAUCGUACAGAGGAAUUUUGAUUUGCCACUUUAAGGCUACUUCUCAAGAUAGUUAGGUGUGGCGAAAUUAGUGUAUUGGUCUCUUUUUAAAGAAGGAAUUAGUACCCAAAUAGGGUUGUUUAAAUUUUAGCAACAUUUCAAUACAGUUUACAUUAUUAACCUCAAGCAUCUGGCACCCAGUGGCUCAUUAAUUUCAUCGUUAUAAGUGCAGGCUUUAUUAUGGCAUACUCACUUCCACAUAUUGGAAUAGUGUGCCGCGCAUGGGUUGUAAUCCUAAUAAAGCUAACUUAUAGAGGGGAGGGAGAGGGAAGUACUCAAAUCACAUCUCUGGAAAACAUCUGUUUGAUUAAAUUGUGUGGCAACUAGCUGAUUGAAACCAAGCAGGCAAGUUAUGCGGUGAGUCCAGGAACUAACCAUGCUUUGAUUUUUGCUAGAUUAACUAUAGUGGUAGCACAGUGGUAAGAUUGUUAAUAGUAAAUGACUCGGCUUCAGUAAGAUUCUGCUAGGUUCUAACAACUUGUCCAACCAAUGAAUGAAUUGGUUUGAAAAUGUCUGUCAACUUAAGUAAGAAAACAGUAGUAAGAUAGUAUGUUGUCAUUAGCAGAUCUAAUUUAAUUCAGCUUUCGACUCAUUUUCUAAAGAUUUAAGAUUGUUUCUAUUUUUUUAAUCCUACACUUAACCUGCUUAAGAAACUUGGAUGAUAUUUUUGUAACACUUUUCUUUUUAAAAAAAUAGUCUAUUUAUUUUAAAUGUAGUUUAAUUCCGGUUAGGAUAAUCUAUUUCCUCUUGUAAAGUGGAACUUGUCUUCUCUGGGUUCUGUUGUAUAAUUCAGCUAUUCAAAUUUUACAACAUCUAUUUUUAAGUUGCUUUAAGGAAAAAAUGCUGCCUUUGAGGAUUGAGCGAAGGGGAAGCUGUGUGUUACAUCACUUGAAUUAGAUCUUUGGAGUUUUUUUGUUUAAAUUUCAUGCUAUAAUUGUUCAUAAAAGGAAGAUGAUCCAACAGUUAAGUGGUAAAUGACCUUCUUAAUGUUUCAGUCAAGCUGUUGACUGUAGAAUCAAUGUUAAACUUUUGCAUGUAAGAGCAUAAAAAAGUAAAUAAUGAGAAAAGGCCACAAAGCCCAUCAAAAUUCACUCCUCCAGUGCCUCAGUGCCCCCAUUAUGCUCCAGAUUCUCUUUGAAUCCCUUAUUUUGUUUCUUUAUACUACCCAGCAAACCUAUCCAAACAUUUAUCACUGAAUAAAGAAUAGCUACCUAAUUGUUUUAAGUUUGCCUUUUGCUAGUUUAAAUUCAUGUCUUCUGGCUCUACCCAAUAGGCUUAAUGUGAAGAAUUAUUCUGUGUUUGCCUUAUCUGUGACAUUUAAACAUUGCAAGGGUCUCCUCUCCUUCCUUUAUCAUUAGUUUUCUGGAGUCACUUUUAAGAUUAGAAUAGGUUUUCAUUUGUUGUAUAAUAAAGACUGUGAGGAAGCUGCCGUAACCCCUGUAAAGAAAUAAAACAAGUUAAUGUUUUGAGUUUAAAUCUUUCAAUUCUGACCCAGUAUACCUAAAUGUUAACUGUUUUUCAUCUCUUCAGCUGCUGACCAACCUGUUGUGCAUUUCCAACAUUUUCUGUUUUUAAUUUCAAAUUUCCAGAACUUAAUUCUUUGAAGAAAAUCCUCCCUGCAGUUCUUGUAUAUACUUGCAACUCUGCUCUUACCCUCCCUCACUGGCCAUAAACUUAAACAGUACAUUGUAUGGCACAUGGUAGUACUUUAUUUUUAGUAACUAUUGAUAGGCCAGUUUAAAAAGAUCAUGGUUGGUGAGUUUAAAAAAAAGGUUAGGCUGAAGCGUUUAAUGAGUUAGAUGGUGUGAAUUGGGAUUCAUCUGCUUUUUAAGUAUGUGCAUUACAUAUUUAGAUUGUUUCAUUAUGCAUGUUCAUUAGCAUGUUUCAUUAUGUUGGUUUUAUACAUGGACAACAAUUACCAUGCCCAGCAAAAAUCUUCUCCAUAUUAGUGCAUUAAAGAUCCGUAAGCAUUUUUUUCAGUUUUUAAAUCGGAGAUUUAACAAAUAUAUGUUGACCAAUGUAGGCUGUAAUCCUUUGAUAAAUAUUUAGGUGUUUAGCUGCAUCUAUUCUAAGCCCCCAAACCCCACUAUUAUGUUCACUUUAAUAUUAUUUGCACUAAUGUUUUGAUUGUUAACCUGUACAACUUGUAUCAGUGUUAUGGCACCAGCUCUCUUUUGAGUAACAGACCAUUUACACUUGGUGCUUUCUUAUGCUGCAUUUAAAGAUUAAUCCCUGGAAGGUGCUUUGUGGCCUCCUGAUCUAUCUGUUUUUAAAGGAUAUGUUGGCUUAUUAAAAUGAAGUUUUUCUAAUCAGUGUUUACAAUCAGAGCUUUCUGAAGUUUGGUCGUGUUUUACUUGGAUAACAUGGGAUUGUAGCGAACACUGGGAAUCCCUCUAGUUGUAGUAUCCCCACUUCCCAAAAGUGUAUGAACUAUUAGUCAUAAAAAUCCUCUUCUACUUAUUCGUUUAUCUAAGGUUAAUUCUCUAAGACUUUGUUUUUGGUUAAAUUCUUCCUUGUCCAGUUAGAUGUGUGUGUUUCCUUGAAUGAUGUCAAGUGCAUUCCAUUUCUUAAUGGUGCAAGCAAUCAUUUAAAAAGUUGCUCCUUUGUUGUGAGCUAAAGAUGCGUUUGUUAGGUUUAAGUUCAGGAAAUUUGAUAUUUUUUCCCUUGAAAUUAUGAUUUGUGCCAUCAGUGCCUGGCUUGUAGUGCAAUAGGGCUAGGAAAUUGCUGCCUUUUUGAGUUGCCAAAAUUACAUUGGGAUUGAUUUAUAUGUAAAAUGAGAUUCAUUGAUGAGAGAUCUGGUGUGUUGUUGGAGUGAGAGAUUCCCGUCAACCAGAAGAAUUCCAAGCACUAGAGUUGGUCUCGUACCUUUUACACACUGAUAGUGCAGGGAUGGAUCUGAUCUAUGCUGGGUGAGAAAAAGGGGCAGUAAAAAAUUUUAAUUGGAUCUGAGGUUGGCUAAAGAGAGCUUAAUGUUGUUGAGCAAUGACACACCAAGCUACCAACAAGCACUUAAGAAUUUGUAAAAAUCUGUUUGGUAGGAAGACAAAUAUCAUGCUUAAGAGUGACUAUCUCAUUAAAACUUUAAUCUUUUUCUCAUGGUUUAAAAACCUUAAACUGCAAUAGCACAUUUGAUUUCUUUUUAAUCCAACCUUGCAAACAGUAAUUUACUAACAGGCAAAAACUGCUGCUGAAAAUUGUUUCAUAAAUUGAAGCCACCAUUCUGGAAUAUUAUCAUCCAAAUAUGAGAAGUAUAUUUUCUCGCCCUGUGUAGAUCUCAAGUAACAUUUAGUGUGGCCUGUUUUGUGCCAGCAAUUUUGCCAGUUACCAAUAAACAUUUUUUUUUUACCCCUUAGAACAAGUAACCUGAUUCCACAAGCAGUUAUCUGCACAACAGACGCAGCAUCUGCUGCAGUGGUGCUAUAAGAAUCAAGUAUCUGGAAGCCAAUUGUUCCAAAAAAAAAACUCAAAUGCUCCUUAAAAUCUACAGUCUUGCAAAUAAAUCACAAUUCUUGUCAACUCUUUCAAAAUACUCUUUCAAAAAAUAGAGCAUGAUAUCUCAAAAAGGUAUUUGUCUAAAUCUUGUAAGUUAUCAAUGAAAAUUGUUUUGAAACAUGUUAAAUAAAAUUAGUGUUGGAAUGCUAGGCUCAAAGUGUAUCUUAAAAUCCCUAGCUGUACAUUGCUAAUGUAAUCACUUUUAUUUUAAAAAUGAUUAGAAUCAGAAUUAGUUUAUUAAAGAAAAUCAUGUUUUGUAGGACAUAUAAAGGUAUGGCAGCCUGAAUGGUAGAGUAACAAUCCCUGUUUCUCUCUCAUAUUGAGAUCAUGUAUGUUGCUACUGUUGCUUUCUUUUCUUGAAGGCAAUGGUGAGGGAUAUGAAAUUAAUUUAGGAAACACAUUUGUGUGUUAUUAACUCCUUUCCUUGCAACGUUUAUCUAUUUCCCCAUCCUUUUUCAAGCCAAGAAGACAAGGAUGCUCUGAAUCAUGAUGGCCAUUUAACUGAACAAACUCAUGAAAGGUGAUCUGGAGCACCUUCAAGAUUCUACCCUAUUUUUAUGUUGAGUGUUUAUCAAUGGGCUGAAGGCCUGGAUUUUGUUUGAAUCACUAACCCCAGUGAAUUGUACAGUUUCAAUUUUCCUAUCAUCAGUUUUACUAAUCCUGUGCAAAAGUUGCGAGUAUCCAGUAAGAGAUUAAUGACUUGUCCAUCUUAUUUGUGGUCACAUGUAUAUUGCUGAGCUGAGGCCUUAUGUUUCACUUUUUGCCAGAUCAUUUACCUAUCCUGAGCAACCUUAACAGAAUAAUAUUGAGGUAGUUUGUAUGUUGCAGGGACUCCUUUAAAGAACCUGGUUUAUGGAAUAAUCUGUACCCUUAAAGUGAAAAAGAUAUUACUUAAAUUUUCAUAGGUUACUGUUCCAUGAAGUGCAAAAUCUUGUGAUAUGGUAAAUGACUCUAAUGGUUCUUCAGGACUACUUGAACUUGUUCCAGGCAGUACUCUCUGCAUGUGUAUAAAGUAUUUCAACUUAGUUAUAAAUAAUAAACUUCUAAUCUUGA